This is a messenger RNA of Hippopotamus amphibius kiboko, 1122 nucleotides long. It is a transcript of the gene COPRS, whose product is annotated as coordinator of PRMT5 and differentiation stimulator. Gene Ontology annotation, cellular component: nucleus. The transcript is spliced from 4 exons. Gene Ontology annotation, molecular function: histone binding. The record is from RefSeq and is a predicted model, not a curated record. Lineage: Eukaryota; Metazoa; Chordata; Mammalia; Artiodactyla; Hippopotamidae. Bases 321 to 863 code for a protein of 180 amino acids.
CGGAAGCAUGUCCAGUGUGGUUGGGUAGGGAUAACACUCGGCAUUCUAGAGCCAGCUAAUCGUCUAGGCCUUGGAUCUGCACGGUCAGGAGCUACAAAAAUCAGGUUGGACCCGUGGAUAGGUAGGGAAGGGGCUUUCGGAGUUUGGCGUGCCCCGCCCCUUGCCCCGCCUCGGCUUCCUCGUGACCUCCGCGCCCCGCCCCCCGGUCGGGAGCCCCUCCGGCUGAUUGGUCCUCCGAGGCGUAUCCUUCGGCUGGCAGCCAGGCCUGCGCGUCACGUGGCCGAACGGCGUUCUGGGCGCCGGGCAGCGGGCCGCCGGGCAUGGACCCUCAGGCCGCCGGGGUUCAGGCGCUGGGGGCCGCGGAGCCGCCGCGGGGUCCGCCGCUGCUGAGCGCGCGGGGGGCGCCCCCCAGCCCGGGGGCUGCCUUUGCCCCAGCUGAGCACUGCGGUCAGGAGAGAGAGACUGAGAAGGCCACGGAUCGACUAGCCAGUGGCGCACAGAGCAUCUCUCAUGAUAGUCCUGCCCACGGUGAGGGCACCCCGUGUGAAGAGGAAGGCUUUGCUGUGGAUGAUGAGGAUUCUGAUGGGGAGCUGUCAGAAGGGGUGUCCGGCUGUCCACCCAAGGAACGGGCUGCGGAUCUUUUUAACGAGGACUGGGACUUGGAGUUGAAAGCAGAUCAAGGGAAUCCAUACGAUGCUGACGACAUCCAGGGUUGCCUUUCUCAAGAGGUCAGACCCUGGGUGUGCUGUGCCCCGCAAGGAGACAUGAUCUAUGACCCCAGUUGGCACCAUCCGCCUCCACUGAUACCCCAUUAUUCCAAGAUGGUCUUUGAAACGGGACAGUUUGAUGAUGCCGAAGACUGAGGGCUUAGCUUUUGCCCAGUGGGUGGGUGGGUCAAGGUCUCCUUUCUUUGAGGUGAGAUGUUACAUCAGAGGAAACAGUCCCAGUGAUUCCCCCCGAGUUGGGCACACAGACUGGUGUUAAAUAAGGUCCUCUGUCCCCCAGUUCUGUUGUUGUUGUUGUUGUUUUUAAUGAGCUCCUCCUCGGAUUGUGUGAGUGUUUAUGUCUGUGUCAGGGGGAGGAAUUGUGUUCUUUAUAAAUAAAAGUAGAAGAAAAAAUCAA